AUGAAUGCAUUAAUAUUAGUAGGGGGAUAUGGUACACGUUUAAGACCGUUAACCUUAACAACUCCAAAACCUUUAAUUAAUUUUUGCAAUAAACCAAUUUUAGAACAUCAAAUUUUCAACUUAGCAAAAUGUGGAAUUAAAGAAAUAAUUUUAGCAAUUGCUUAUAAGCCUACAGAUAUAACAAAUUUUGUAAAAGAAUUAGAAAAAAAAUAUGAUGUUAAAAUUUAUUAUUCCAUUGAAAAUGAACCAUUAGGAACAGGAGGACCAAUUAAACUUGCAGAGAAUUAUUUAAAUAAAUAUGAUGAUUUUUUUGUUUUCAAUUCAGACAUUAUUUGUUCAUUUCCUCUAAGGGAGAUGAUGAAUUUUCAUAAGGAAAAUAACUCACAACUGACAAUAUUAGUAAAAGAAGUUGAAGAUCCAAGAGCAUUUGGUGUCGUAAUAACAGAAGGUAAAAAAAUUACAAAAUUUGAAGAAAAACCAUUAGUUCCUAAAUCAAGUUUAAUAAAUGCAGGAAUAUAUAUACUAAACAAAAACAUUUUAAAUUUAAUUCCAAAAAAAAAUACAUCAUUAGAAAAAGAAAUAUUUCCAAAGUUAGCUAAUGAGCGUAUUUUAUACUUUUAUAAACUAAAUAAAUUUUGGGCAGAUAUUGGUAAACCUUUAGAUUUUUUAAGGGGUCAAGAAUUAUAUUUAAAAGAUUUAGAAGAAAAAAAAGAUGAUGAAAAAAGUUUGCAUGAUUAUUUAUGUAUAUGCUAUAAUAUAAAAGAAGAAAUUGAACCAAAAAAUUGUGAUAAAAAAAAUUUAUAUAUAACUUUUGAAAAUAUUGAAGAAUUAAAUAAAUUUAUUGGAAAUAAAAAUAAUUUUUUUAAUAAUGUUUUACCUCAUACAAAAAUUGAAGGAAAUGUAUUGAUAUCAUCAAAAACUGUAAUUAAAAAAAAUUGCGUGUUAGGAGAUAAUGUCGUACUAGGUGAUAAUGUAAUAGUAGGAGAAGGUUGUCGAAUAAAAAAUUCAUGUGUUAUGAAUAACUCUAUUAUAGAGUCCUACACCUAUAUUGAAAAUUCUAUAAUUGGAUCAAAGUCAAGUGUAGGCAAAUGGUCACGUAUUGAAGGCUUAUGUGUUUUGGGAGAAAGCGUUAUUUUAGAAUCAGAAAUUUUUUUGAAUAAUGCUUUUAUUCUUCCAUUUAAAAAGGUUAAUGAUUCUAUUUAUGAAAAAGGUGCAGUAAUUAUGUAA
Messenger RNA from Plasmodium gallinaceum, 1227 nucleotides. Its product is annotated as mannose-1-phosphate guanyltransferase, putative. The record is from RefSeq and is a predicted model, not a curated record. Gene Ontology annotation, biological process: GDP-mannose biosynthetic process; cell wall mannoprotein biosynthetic process. The coding region runs from base 1 to 1227 and encodes 408 amino acids. Lineage: Eukaryota; Apicomplexa; Aconoidasida; Haemosporida; Plasmodiidae. Gene Ontology annotation, molecular function: mannose-1-phosphate guanylyltransferase (GTP) activity; GTP binding. The transcript is spliced from 2 exons. Gene Ontology annotation, cellular component: cytoplasm.